CCCCUUUCCUGGGCAUGCGCGCUCCUGCUCUUGUGGGGUGAGUGCUGAGAAAAGGUGAGCACCCCGAGAGUUCAGCAUGAAUUGGGGGUCCUGAAGGGACCAUUCCACGUCGCCCCCCUUGGCCAACCCUCUGGCUUGCUCAGUAAAUUCGAUCCUGUCGCUUUAAGAAGUCUCGCCACUUUGAGGCGGAAAGCCCGGAUGUGGCUGUGAUUGGGCGGGGCGUCCGGGUGACCUCACUCGGGGUACAAAAGGGCCCGGGUGGCAGGCGCCGGGGCAGAGCGUCCUAGUGGUGUCACGACGUAGGUGGGCACGCGGAGAGAGGCGUGAGCGAGCGCGGCGCCCCCGAGAGCACCUGCGCCCUGUCCGACCCCGCCCGGGAAGCCCCCACCACUCUCGCUGCAGCCGUCGAGCCGCCAUGGAGGUGCAGAAGGAGGCCCAGCGCAUCAUGACCCUGUCGGUGUGGAAGAUGUACCACUCCCGCAUGCAGCGCGGCGGGCUGCGACUGCACCGGAGUCUGCAGCUGUCGCUGGUCAUGCGCAGCGCCCGCGAGCUCUACCUCUCCGCCAAAGUGGAAGCCCACGAGCCCGAGGUGCCCUUAUCACCCGCCCGCUCCCCCGACCCUCGCCUGCACCCGCCGCGGGAAGCGGAAGCCGCGAGCGAGGCAGCGCCCCCGGACGGGGAGCUUCCGUCUCCGGAGCCCAUGGACACGCAGGAGGCGCCAAGCGCCGAGAUCGCCCCGGCGCACUCGGGCCCGACCCCCGCCAAAGUCAGCCGUAAGAGGCGGAGCAGUAGCCUCAGCGACGGCGGGGACGCCGGACUGGUGCCGAGCAAGAAAGCCCGUCUAGAAGAAGAGGGCGAGGAGGAAGGGGCGUCCUGCGAGGACCCCCCCGGCCGCUUGCAGGCCCCCGCCGCGCAAGCCGAGGGCGCCUUCCCCAGCCUGGCGCGCGUCCUGCAGCGGCGCUUCUCGGGCCUUCUGAACUGCAGCCCCGGCGCCCCCCCGACGGCGUGCGAGGCGAAGCCGGCCUGCCGCCCGGCGGACAGCAUGUUGAACGUGCUGGUGCGGGCCGUGGUGGCCUUCUGAGGGUCCCCCGGAGCGGCGCUACCGGAGCCCAGUGCGCGGGCCGAACCGUCGGCCGGACGGCGCAGACCCGAGGCGAGGCGCCACCCUCACCCCCGGGGGAGCGCCCGCGGGAACGGUGAAGAGGAGCUGCCGAGAGGCUCGGAAAGGGACUCCGCCCCCGGGGAGCCGUCGCCAUCUGCGCGCCCCCGGAGGGAGGCACCGAGGUGUGUGGGGCGCGGGCGCCCACAGGUGCUGGCGGACACGGCCCGGGCACGCGGCCGCCUUCCGGGCCCGGGAGAGCCGGGAACGCCCGGUCUUUUCCGGCCUCUGCUCAGGCCCCGACUCGAUGCUGACGGCGGCGACGAAUUCCUUCUCCACAAUAGUUGGCGGCGCGGCCGCGGCCACUCCCAUCCCCCGCCACGGACACACUUGUGCAAGCGCGCGGCGUUGCAUCACGGGGCAGACGUGGGGAGCUUCCUGUCGCCCUGCGUGGGUGUGGGGCCUGGGACAAGGCGCCCGGGUGCAGGACACCCUCGGGGCAGGGCAGGGCCUGGCAGCCCUGGAGCGGGGGAAGGGGCGCGCGUCAGUUGGUGCGUUUGGACACCAGCUGGGGGCCUCCCGCAGACUGUAUCCACGCCCCCCCCCACUCUCCCGGGGCCCCCGGUGGGACACGGGCUGGGGAAAGGGGGCCCUCGAGCUCCCAACGGCUAAACUGGGCCCAGUGGUGAGUUUGGGCGGCGGCAGCGGGGCCGUUGGCGGUGCUGGGCUGCCCCAGGCUCCGUCUCCCAGCCCCAUGCUCGUGGCUGCCG
This is a messenger RNA of Sorex fumeus (smoky shrew), 1869 nucleotides long. It is a transcript of the gene IER2, whose product is annotated as immediate early response 2. NCBI's taxonomy places the organism in Eukaryota, Metazoa, Chordata, Mammalia, Eulipotyphla, Soricidae. Bases 416 to 1081 code for a protein of 221 amino acids. The transcript has a single exon. The record is from RefSeq and is a predicted model, not a curated record.